This is a messenger RNA of Peronospora farinosa, 1212 nucleotides long. Lineage: Eukaryota; Oomycota; Peronosporomycetes; Peronosporales; Peronosporaceae. The record is from the annotation of a GenBank genome assembly.
AUGCGACGAUUCGACGCCGAUAAAGAGAAUCGUGUGGUGCCCACGACCUCGAUCCAUUCGAAACGUACACUGCUAUCAACAUCUCGUCAGUUAAAACCCGGGACCUCCACCGUUUCUGGUGCCAUGAAGCACCAAAUGAACGACUCUCGAUAUCCUCGUAAAGCGGGCGGAGAACGAUCGACUGCGUCUCGACGGCCGUAUAAUGAUGCAUCAUCGUCUCAAUUAAGCUCUUACCUUCACGAUAAAAGCUCAAGUUAUUACAAAGCCGUCACUACGUCGACCAAAAGCUCUGGACCUUUGACGAAAUCUUCAACUCUAUCAGGUCGAACAGCUGAUACAAAAAUCGACACGAAGACGACCGAGACGUUAUCAUUAUCAUCAUCAUCUUCAUCCUCAUCGUCUAGUAAAAAGACGUGGAAAUUGAGUGACUUUGAUAUUGGUAAACCAUUGGGCAAAGGCAAGUUUGGGAACGUUUACUUAGCUCGUGAAAAACAAUCCAAGUACGUCGUUGCACUGAAAGUACUGAACAAACAACAGCUUAUGAAGUCCAGUAUGGAACAUCAGCUUCGUCGUGAGAUUGAAAUCCAGUCGCAUUUGCGUCACAAAUCCAUCUUGAGACUAUAUGGCUACUUUUACGACAGCAAAAGGGUCUAUCUCAUUAUUGAGUAUGCGCCGCAGGGAGAGCUUUACAAGAAACUCACGCGAGCGGGGCGUUUUUCCGAGAAACAGUCAGCGUUGUACAUUCAAGAGAUGGCACGUGCUCUCAUGUACAUGCACAGUAAGCACGUGAUCCAUCGUGAUAUCAAGCCGGAAAAUCUGCUCGUCGGCUUUAAUGGCGAGCUUAAGAUUGCAGAUUUUGGGUGGUCCGUACACGCACCGUCUUCAAGACGGACGACGCUUUGUGGUACUCUGGAUUACCUUCCACCUGAGAUGAUUGAAAACAAACCCCACGACGAGAACGUGGACGUUUGGACACUUGGUGUCCUCAUGUAUGAAUUUCUAACAGGUGCACCUCCGUUCGAGACUGAAAACACCAAGGAGACGUACCGCCGCAUUGCACAUGUAGAUCUCAAAUUUCCAAGCUACAUGACUUCCGAUGCUCGAGAUCUAUUGGUAAAGAUUCUACGACACGACCCACAGCAGCGUAUGCCGCUAGAGCGUAUACUAGAGCAUCCAUGGAUCGUGCAGCAUUGCAAAAAGUCCAGCGCCUAG